GCGAUUUUUUGCAGCCCCGGAAGCUGAUCCAGUAGAGCAACGUGCGCUCUCGGGCUGGAGAUCCAGGAGAGCCAGUGGUGUAACUCAGUCAGUCUGAAGGCCUGCAAAUGAGGAUCCAGGCCAGCAGGAGAAGAUUGAUACCCCAGCUCAAGCAGUUAGUAUAACCUUACCUGAGAAAGAAGACUAGAAGAAGAGGGAAAAAAGAAGGAAUGGCUCUUUUCCAGGGAUGGCUGACAUUCAAGGAUGUGGUCAUAGAAUUCUCUCAGGAGGAGUGGGAGUGCCUGGACCCCGCUCAGAGGGCCUUGUACAGGGACGUGAUGUUGGAGAACUACAGGACCCUGGUCUCCCUGGGAAGUACUUCUGCUGGAUUUGCAAUCAAGGAAUUAUCACCAACAGAGGACAUUAAUAAAGGCGAAUUUUAUCACUUAGUGUUAUUGGAGAGAAAUGAAAGUCAUGGCAUCAAGGAUUUUGAUCUCCAGGAAGUCUGGGAAGAUAUGCAUGAGUUUGAAAGUCAGUGGCAAUGUGAUGCAAGAAAUUACAAAGAAGUGCCUUUGAUCCAUGACAAAAAUCUCACUUGGAGAAAAGAUCAGCGACUUAAUCAGUCCUCAGUUACUCUUCCUGAAAAGCAGGGUGUUUCUGUGAGAAACAAUAUGUACCAGCAUUUCAUGCAUGAUGAGCCAUUUAUAAGGAAUUUAUUAAAAAUGGACAAUAACAGAAGUGGUGCUGGAAACCAGUACAUAAACUGCGUGGAAAAUAGAAUUGGAUUAAUUUCUCAGGCACAUCUGCCCAAACUGCAGACAUUUCAUAGUGAGGAGAAAAUGUAUGAAUGUAAUCCAACUGAGAAGUCUGUCAGCAAUGGUUCCUCAGUUUCCCCACUUGAAAGAAUUCCUCCCAGUACCAGAAACAUUUGGAAUAAAUCUAGGAAGAUUUCUAAAUAUCCUUUGUUACCUGCACAAGCCAGGAGAGCAUACGCUAGAGGAAAAUCUUACAAAUGUAAUGAAUGUGGGAAGGCUUUUAGCAAAAGCUCAAACCUCAUGAGUCAUGAGAUCAUUCAUUCUGGACAGAGACCUUAUAAAUGUAAUGACUGUGGCAAAGCCUUUUCUGAGCGCUCACGUCUUAUUCGACAUAUGAAAAUCCAUACUGGAGAGAAACCUUACAGAUGUAAUGAAUGUGUCAAAUCCUUUAACAGGGUUUCUAGUCUCACCAGACAUCAGAGAGUCCAUACAGGAGAGAAACCAUAUAAAUGUAACAUAUGUGGCAAGGUCUGUAGUCAAAAUUCAAACCUUGCAAAUCAUCAGAAAGUGCAUACUGGAGAGAAACCUUACAAAUGUAAUGAAUGUGGAAGGGCAUUUAUCCAUCGUUCACAACUUUGGAGUCAUGAGAGAGUGCAUACUGGUGAGAAACCUUACAAAUGUAAUGAAUGCAGCAAAGCCUUUGCUGAGCGUUCAAAUCUUACUCAACACAAGAAAAUCCAUACUGGAGAGAAACCUUACAAAUGUAAUGAGUGUGGCAAAGCUUUUAAACAGUGCUCACAUCUCAUUAGACAUCAGAAUACACAUCGUGGAGAGAAACCACACAAAUGUGAUGUAUGUGGCAAGGCUUUUAUCCAAAGUUCUAGCCUUAUAGAACAUCAGAGGAUUCAUACAGGAGAAAAACCGUAUAAAUGUAGUGAAUGUGAUAAGGCUUUUAUCAGACGUUCACACCUCUUGGGUCAUGAGAGGACUCAUACUGGAGAGAAACCUUACAAAUGUAGUGAGUGUGGCAAAGCCUUUGCUGAGCGCUCAAAUCUUACUCAACAUAAAAAAAUCCAUACUGGAGAGAAACCUUACAAAUGUAAUGAGUGUGGCAAAGCUUUUACCCAAUUUGCAAAGCUUAGUAGGCAUCGGAAAAUGCACACUGGAGAGAAGCCACACAAAUGUAAUGUGUGUGACAAGGCUUUUACCCGAAAUUCAAGCCUUGUGGAACAUCAGCGAAUUCAUACAGGAGAAAAACCUUGUAAACGUAAUAAAUAUGCUAAGAUUUUCACCAAACGUUCAGACCUUUAGAGUCAUGAGAGAAGUUAUACUGGAGAGAAACCAUACAAAUGUAUUGAUGGCAAAGCCUUUAGGGAGCAUUCACAUCUUCUUCAGCAUAAGAAAAUCCAUAUUGGAGAGAAACCUUAUAAAUGUAAUGAGUGUGGCAAAGCUUUUACUCGAUUUGCAAAACUUACUAGGCAUCAGAAAAUACACUGUGAAAAUAAAGUAUAAACCUAAUAUGUGUGGCAGUGCUUUUAUUAAAGCUCAAGCUUUGCAGAUCAUCAAAGAACUCAUAAUAGAAAGAAACCUUACAAAUAAAAUGAGCAAGUGUUCAAGCCUUACUCAACAUCAGAGAUUCCAUCAGGGAGAGGAACCAUGUGGAACUAAUGUAUGAGGGAAAGCUGAUAACCAGGGUUCACACCUCACCUGAUAUCUGAAACAAAUCUCUGAAAAAAGCACACAAAAUGGAUUUAUGGCAAGGCUUAUCCAAAGCUUAUUAUACCUUAUGGAACAUAAUUACUAUUAGAGGGAAGCCUUACAGAUGUAAUGAGUGUGAUCAGGUUUAUUAAAAAUGUAGAAAUUGGGGAGGGGGAUAAACAAGGUUAAUGGGAUUAAGAGAUACAGACUUCGAGUGAUUAAAAAGACAGUAAACAAUGAUUU
Acinonyx jubatus (cheetah) is the source of this 2675-nucleotide messenger RNA. Its product is annotated as zinc finger protein 677-like. Gene Ontology annotation, biological process: negative regulation of transcription by RNA polymerase II. The record is from RefSeq and is a predicted model, not a curated record. Lineage: Eukaryota; Metazoa; Chordata; Mammalia; Carnivora; Felidae. Gene Ontology annotation, molecular function: DNA-binding transcription repressor activity, RNA polymerase II-specific.